Molecule: messenger RNA, 6657 nt
Organism: Zonotrichia albicollis (white-throated sparrow)
Lineage: Eukaryota; Metazoa; Chordata; Aves; Passeriformes; Passerellidae
Gene: ABCC9
Product: ATP binding cassette subfamily C member 9
Biological process (GO): potassium ion transport; transmembrane transport
Cellular component (GO): membrane
Molecular function (GO): ATP hydrolysis activity; ATP binding; ABC-type transporter activity
Source: RefSeq, a predicted model, not a curated record
GGGCACCUCUGCAGCUGAAUCAGCCUCGGCCUGGGGAGAUGUCGGAACCAGAUCUCGUCUUCCGGAGGCUGCCUGGGAAAGCCGGUGACGUGCUGGACGUGGGGGUACCUGAGUUUCCUGCCCCCUUCAGCGUAUGAGAAAGGCAAGAAGAGUUUGUGCACUUUGGAAACUCGAUAGGAGGCAGCAGCUGAUCUUCCCAUCACCAGCCUAAAAAUAAUCCACUCCAGGGCUUGGAGCGGCUUCACUAAGUGGAGGAAAAUCCUGCCAUCGGGAUGAUAUUGAUCACAUAGCACAACCGAGUGACACUUUGGGUUGUAUUUUGGGGUUGUGUUUACAAAGUAGCCAGACCCUCCAGAAGAGAUGAGACUCGCAUUUUGUGGUAACGACAAUGCCUCAGCCUACAACAUCAGCGCUGGUGUCCUCAGGAAUGUCUGCUUUGUGGAUGCCCUCAACUUGGUCCCUCAUGUCUUCCUGCUGUUUAUCACCUUCCCAAUUUUGUUCAUUGGCUGGGGAAGCCAGAGCUCCAAAGUGCAGAUUCACCACAACACCUGGCUGCACUUCCCUGGGCACAACCUGCGGUGGAUCCUGACGUUCACCCUGCUGUUCGUGCACGUGUGUGAAAUAGCAGAGGGGAUUGUUUCCGACACACAAAUGAAAUCUCGCCACCUGCAUCUCUUUCUACCAGCUAUAAUGGGAUUUGUGGCUGCCACUGUAUCCAUAGUCUAUUACCAUAAUAUUGAAACAUCCAACUUUCCAAAGUUACUGCUGGCCCUGUUCCUUUACUGGAUAAUGGCCUUUGUCACCAAAACCAUCAAGCUUGUCAGAUACUGCCAGGACGGGGUGCCUUUUUCUCAGCUGCGUUUCUGCAUCACUGGAAUCAUGGUCAUCCUCUAUGGGCUGCUGAUGGCUGUGGAGAUCAAUGUCAUCCGGGUCAGGAGGUAUGUGUUUUUCAUGAACCCUCAGAAAGUAAAGCCUCCAGAGGAUCUGCAGGAUCUGGGGGUGAGGUUCCUGCAGCCAUUUGUGAAUUUGCUCUCAAAGGCAACUUAUUGGUGGAUGAACACUCUCAUUAUUUCUGCUCACAAGAAACCUGUGGACCUGAAGGCCAUUGGGAAGCUGCCAAUUGCAAUGAGAGCACUGACAAAUUAUGUCUGUCUCAAAGAAGCCUAUGAGGAACAAAAGAAAAAGGUGGAGGACCACCCCAACCGGAGUCCCUCCAUUUGGUUGGCCAUGUACAGCGCUUUUGGACGGCCAAUCCUGCUCAGCAGCACCUUCCGCUACCUGGCCGACCUGCUGGGCUUUGCUGGGCCACUCUGCAUUUCUGGCAUUGUCCAGGGCUUCCAGAAUACAACCAAUAAUACAAACACCACAGAAAAGGUGAAGGAUCCAUCAAACUCCUACCUUUCAUCAGAGGAAUUCCUCAGGAAUGUUUAUGUCUUGGCAGUCCUUCUCUUCCUGGCUCUUAUCCUGCAGAGGACAUUCCUGCAGGCCUCCUACUAUGUGACUACAGAGACUGGCAUCAACCUCCGGGGUGCCUUACUGGCAAUGAUAUAUAAUAAGAUCCUGAGGCUUUCUACAUCCAACUUGUCCAUGGGAGAGAUGACACUGGGACAAAUCAAUAACUUGGUUGCCAUAGAAACCAACCAAUUAAUGUGGUUCUUGUUCCUGUGCCCCAAUCUGUGGGCAAUGCCUGUUCAGAUAAUAAUGGGUGUGAUCCUCCUCUAUAACCUGCUGGGAGUGAGUGCCUUGGUUGGGGCUGCUGUCAUCGUGCUCUUAGCUCCCAUCCAAUACUUCAUAGCCACCAAGCUGGCUGAGGCUCAGAAGAGCACUCUUGACUAUUCUACUGAGAGAUUAAAGAAAACCAAUGAGAUUCUCAAAGGCAUUAAGCUAUUAAAGCUUUAUGCCUGGGAGCACAUAUUUUGUAAAAGUGUGGAAGAAACGAGAAUGAAAGAGCUCACCAGUCUCAAAACCUUUGCACUUCAUACAUCUCUUUCCAUUUUUAUGAAUGCAGCCAUACCAAUAGCAGCUGUUCUUGCAACCUUUGUGACUUAUGCAUACACCAGUGACAAGCCACUGCAGCCCGCCCAGGCAUUUGCAUCCCUGUCACUGUUCCACAUCCUGGUCACUCCUCUGUUCCUGCUCUCCACCGUGGUUCGUUUUGCAGUCAAGGCCAUCGUGAGUGUACAGAAGCUGAAUGAGUUUCUCCUGAGUGACGAGAUUGGAGAUGACAGUUGGAGAGGGGGGGACAGCUCUGUACCUUAUGAAUCCUGUAAGAAGCACACAGGACUUCACACCAAGGCCAUCAACAGGAGGCAGCCCCUGAGGUAUCAGCUUGAGAGCUACGAGCAGCCAGCCAGGAAGCAGACACGGCCUGUGGAGAUUGAUGAUGUGGCCAUUAAGGUGACCAAUGGAUACUUUUCAUGGGGAAGUGGUUUAGCUACACUGUCCAACAUAAACAUUAGAAUUCCAACAGGUCAGAUGACAAUGAUUGUGGGCCAAGUUGGCUGUGGCAAGUCUUCACUUCUCCUUGCUAUAUUGGGAGAGAUGCAGACCCUGGAGGGAAAAGUUCACUGGAGCAAUGUAAAUGAAACAGAACCUUCUUUUGAAGCAUCCAGAAGUAGGAACAGGUACUCCGUGGCUUACGCAGCUCAGAAGCCGUGGCUGCUCAAUGCCACCGUGGAGGAGAACAUCAUCUUUGGCAGCCCCUUUAAUAAGCAGAGGUACAAGGCUGUUACAGAUGCCUGUUCUCUGCAGCCUGAUAUUGACUUACUGCCAUUUGGUGACCAGACAGAAAUUGGAGAAAGGGGGAUUAAUUUAAGUGGAGGCCAACGACAGAGAAUCUGUGUAGCUCGAGCACUCUACCAGAACACCAACAUUGUCUUCUUGGAUGACCCAUUCUCUGCACUGGACAUUCACUUAAGUGAUCACUUAAUGCAGGAAGGGAUUUUGAAGUUUCUGCAAGAAGACAAGAGGACUCUUGUUCUGGUGACACAUAAAUUACAAUAUCUGCCACAUGCUGACUGGAUCAUAGCAAUGAAGGAUGGAAUGGUGCUUAGAGAAGGGACACUAAAGGAUAUCCAAAACAAGGAUGUUGAGCUAUAUGAACAUUGGAAAACUCUGAUGAAUCGCCAAGAUCAAGAGUUGGAAAAGGAUAUGGAAGCUGACCAGACAACUCUUGAGAGAAAAACCCUUAGAAGAGCCAUGUACCCCAGAGAAUCCAAGUCACAACUGGAAGAUGAAGAUGAAGAGGAGGAAGAAGAAGAAGAUGAAGAUGAUAACAUGUCAACUGUCUUGAGGCUCAGGACAAAGAUGCCAUGGAAAACCUGUUGGAGAUAUUUAACCUCUGGAGGAUUUUUCUUGCUCUUUCUGAUGAUUUUCUCCAAGCUGUUGAAACACUCAGUUAUUGUAGCCAUAGAUUACUGGCUUGCUACAUGGACAUCCAUGGACAAUGCAAAUGAAGGCAGGAAUGCUGAUGAGGAUAAGAGCAAAGAGAAGACUUAUCAUGUAGCUGUCUUCAGCAUCCUCUCUGGAGCUGGGAUUGUCCUUUGCCUCAUCACAUCCCUGACUGUGGAGUGGAUGGGCCUCACAGCAGCCAAGAACCUGCAUCACAAUCUCCUCAACAAGAUCAUCCUUGGACCAAUCAGGUUCUUCGACAUGACUCCGCUGGGGCUAAUUCUGAAUCGCUUCUCUGCUGAUACAAAUAUCAUUGAUCAGCACAUCCCUCCCACACUGGAGUCUCUGACCAGAUCCACCUUGCUGUGCCUGUCAGCCAUUGGGAUGAUCUCCUAUGCCACUCCAUGGUUCCUUGUGGCCCUUGUGCCCCUGGGCAUAGCAUUUUAUUUCAUCCAGAAAUACUUCAGGGUUGCCUCCAAGGACCUCCAAGAACUUGAUGACAGCACCCAGCUCCCUCUGCUGUGUCACUUCUCUGAGACAGCUGAAGGCCUUACCACCAUCAGAGCAUUUGGGCACGAAGCCAGAUUUAAACAACGUAUGCUGGAGCUGACGGACACGAACAACAUUGCCUACUUAUUUCUGUCAGCUGCCAACAGAUGGCUGGAGGUCAGGACGGAUUAUCUGGGUGCUUGUAUUGUCCUGACUGCUGCUGUCACUUCCAUCACUGAAGGGCCACACUCGGGGUUUGUGGGGCUGGGUCUCCUGUAUGCUCUGACGAUAACCAACUACCUGAACUGGGUAGUGAGGAAUCUGGCUGAUCUGGAGGUACAGAUGGGUGCAGUAAAAAAAGUACACAGCUUCCUGAACAUGGAAUCAGAGAACUACGAAGGCUACCUGGAUCCCUCUCAAGUCCCCAAAGACUGGCCCCAGGAGGGGGAAAUCAAGAUUGAAAAUUUGUGUGUUCGCUAUGAAAACAACCUGAAGCCUGUUCUGAAGCAUGUGAAGGCCUAUAUCAAACCAGGACAAAAGGUUGGGAUCUGUGGUCGCACUGGUAGUGGCAAGUCCUCCCUGUCCCUGGCGUUCUUCAGAAUGGUGGACAUUUUUGAUGGGAGGAUAGUGAUUGAUGGGAUAGACAUCAGCAAAUUGCCUCUGCACACGCUCCGGUCCCGGCUCUCCAUCAUUCUGCAGGACCCAAUCCUGUUCAGUGGCUCCAUCCGCUUUAAUUUGGAUCCUGAAUGCAAGUGCACCGAUGACAGACUCUGGGAAGCUCUGGAGAUUGCUCAGUUGAAGAACAUGGUCAAGUCAUUGCCAGGAGGCCUUGAUGCCAUGGUCACAGAAGGAGGGGAAAACUUCAGUGUGGGGCAAAGGCAGCUCUUCUGUCUGGCCCGAGCCUUUGUCCGCAAGAGCAGCAUCCUCAUCAUGGAUGAAGCCACAGCAUCUAUUGACAUGGCCACAGAAAACAUCUUGCAGAAGGUUGUGAUGACUGCCUUUGCCGACCGCACUGUUGUUACAAUAGCGCACCGGGUUCACACCAUCCUCACUGCAGACCUGGUCAUCGUCAUGAAGCGAGGGAACAUUCUGGAAUACGAUACUCCUGAGAACCUGCUUUCCCAGGAAGAUGGCAUCUUCGCUUCCUUUGUCCGGGCUGACAUGUGAACAGCUACACAAUGCAUUUUAACAGCUUAUUUUUAAACAGACAAAAUGCAAAUAUUUUCUACUCAGUGUAACAUCACUUUUACCUUUUUUGUCUUGUUUUGUAUUUUAGAGCUUAUUUCUUCACACUUCCGUCUUUCAAAAUAAUAAAGCCUAUUGCAAUAUAUAUAUGCCUUGAAGCAAUAAAAAUGUCACUUUAUUCAAAGCUAUUAAACUUCACACACAUGCACACACACACACGCAUACACGGAGGGAGAAGUUUUUACUUCCCGAGAAUUUGGCAUUUUCCUUAGACUAUUUAUUGACUUAAUUUUUGUUUAAAGAGAGAAAAAGAAUGCACUGAUCUUAUAAACUGCAUAUGUUAUGCUGGAACCAGCAAUCAAAUCGUGCAGUUUGUCAAGGAAGCAAGAGGUUCCCCAGAUGCAUUCUGUCCCCAGAGGGAAAAAUUAGGAAAAACAUCCAAGCCCAUAACACUUGGGGCAAUCUGCUGCAUUCCAAAGGCAUAAACUUUGCUCUCCAAGUUGUAGCAGAGGGGCAGCGAAUAAGGGAAAGGAAUUUCAUCAGGAAUAAGGACAUUCUUCCUGUCCUUCACUUUAGUAAGCACACUUCUGUCAUGACAGAACUAUUUUCAGAGCAACGAUGGUUUGUUCAUACAGUCAGUUCCUAAAUCCAUAUUCAUUCUUCCAACUUUCACUAAAGAUUCAAAUCAUCCUAUGAUUAUGCAUGCUUUGAUAGGCUUAUAGAGGAAUUUUGUACAGUACCUCAAGACUUUGUAUUAAAAUUGAUCUGAAUUUAUAAACUUGAUAUUAGCCAAUCCUUUAAUCAUGUCUACUAAAAUAUUCUGCUUAAAAUGGCAUGUAAUUAGCCAACCACUAAUUGUUUUAUAUGUCUUUAGUCCUUCAAGUUCUAUUUGGGGACAACUUUUAUUUUCCUUUAUAUAUUUGUGGCCUACCUCUAAAUCAGAUCUAGUGCAAGGAGGUGUGAUUUUCAAAUUAUUGCUAUAUCCUCAAGAAUGUAGAUGAAGUUAGACACAUAUUUACAUCAGGCAGCUUGGCAAAGGUUGUCUGCACCUGACUCACACACAGUUUGAUCCUGACCCUUGGGCAGUAAACACCCAGAAGAAGUUUCACAGGCAUAUUUUCAAAGGUACAGCUUGAGAGAUCAGCUUCACUGGUAAUAUUCAAGGUGAUUCUUAUUCACCUGCUGCUACAACAUUUAGGAAGAACACUAAGUGCACUUAAGCGUAUUUAUAGUGCAUUAAAAUAACAAAAGGUGCAGCAUUUCUGUCCCUCCCCCCGCCAAAAAAAAAAAGCCCAACAAUUUUGGAGAAGUUGUAGGACUUGAAACUGGCUUCCAUUUAGUCUCACAGUGCAAAAAAUUAUAUAGUGGUUUAUCUUUUUAAAUUAAUUUUUGGAAGUUUUUAUUUUCUCUGAAUUAUUGAAAAUAUACCUGUGUGAUACAACGAAACAAAAGAGCUCAGUCUUGAACAUUUUAUGAGGGGAAGUACUUCUGUGAUUUCCCUGUCUACCGCUGUGAAAGCGUUUUUGUUCUUUUCUGGAUUAAUUCCCCGUGCUGACCUUUGUCAUUCAAAUAAAAUACAUUUUUAUAAACAGA